This is a messenger RNA of Drosophila gunungcola (fruit fly), 4697 nucleotides long. RefSeq names its product probable multidrug resistance-associated protein lethal(2)03659 (gene Mrp4). Gene Ontology annotation, molecular function: ATP hydrolysis activity; ATP binding; ABC-type transporter activity. Gene Ontology annotation, biological process: transmembrane transport. The coding region runs from base 532 to 4482 and encodes 1316 amino acids. NCBI's taxonomy places the organism in Eukaryota, Metazoa, Arthropoda, Insecta, Diptera, Drosophilidae. Gene Ontology annotation, cellular component: membrane. The record is from RefSeq and is a predicted model, not a curated record. The transcript has 8 exons.
CGGACCGUUGGAGCACACACAUUGCCGUGGGUAGAAUAGCGCGUAUUGCAAUGCGUUUUUCUAUACGAUUCCGAUAAGUUUGAUGUGCGCCGAACGAAAACAAAUCCCAAACACAACGCAACCAAUGACGAAAUUCGGCUGUAACAGAUAGAAAUAAGCAAGCAUCUCGAAGUGAAGUGAUCUUUGAAAACCCCACCUCGCAACAUUCUCGACCGAUCGGUACCAAAUCAAAUGCCACGCAAUAUUUACUGCCGUGUGCCAGUGGAAAAGUUUACUCCCUUCAACCGCGAAUCGAAAUCGAAAUCGAAUUCGUUGCUUUAAAGUCGCUAGCAUUUCCAUCUGAUUUCUCCCCUGCUAAUGCCAAACUAAUUAUAUUAGUGUCGAGCGCGUGUCCCCCUUCGGGUCAAGAAGUGCUAAUCAACCGCGGCCGCCCUAAAGACGAUUCCCGGCCACCAAACAAGUCUACUGUAAUGCAAAAUUCUUAAUAGUGCAAUUUAACUUCAAUCAGUGCAAUAUACAUAUACUGCCAACAUGCAGUCGAUGAAAGCCGAUGAACUGCCGCCGAAUCCGCGGGAACGCUCCAAUCCCCUCUCCUCACUCAUGUUUUGUUUUGCCAUGCCCGUGUUAUUUAAAGGGCGGAAGAAGACUCUGGAGCAGAAGGAUCUCUAUCGCGCCCUGAAAGAACACAAGUCCGAUUCCCUGGGAGAUCGCUUGUGUGCAGCCUGGGAUGAGCAGGUGGUCAAAAAUGAGACACCACGUUUGGGUCGCGCCCUGAUGAAAGUGUUUGGCCUUCAAUUGUUUUUUACGGGUAUAUCUCUGCUUAUCCAGGAGUUCUUAACCAAAGUCACCCAGCCCAUUUGCUUGUUUGGGGUGAUGGCAUACUUUGCCGGCAAUGAUCCGGAUCUGGCCAAGGCCAAGCUUUAUGCAGCGGGUCUAAUAGCGGGUUCCGUAUUUAGUGUGGUUAUCGGUCAUCCCUAUAUGUUGGGCUUACUUCAUCUGGGUAUGAAGAUGCGCGUUGCCCUCAGUAGCCUCAUCUAUCGCAAAGCUCUCCGGCUGAGUAGAACUGCCCUGGGCGACACCACAGUGGGUCAGGUGGUCAAUCUCCUCUCCAACGACGUGGGUCGUUUUGAUACCGUUCUGAUCAACGUUCAUUACUUGUGGAUAGCUCCGCUGGAGCUGAUUGUAGUCACCUAUCUAAUGUACCUUGAGAUUGGCAUAUCUUCCCUAUUUGGUGUUGCGAUAAUGCUGCUUUUCCUGCCCUUCCAAUCCUACCUCGGCAAGCGGACCAGCGUGCUGCGCCUGCGUACCGCUUUGCGGACGGACGAACGCGUUCGCAUGAUGAACGAGAUCAUCUCGGGCAUCCAGGUUAUCAAGAUGUACGCAUGGGAGAAGCCCUUUGGCAAGGUGAUUGAGCUGACCCGCUUCAAUGAGAUGCUGUGCAUCAAACAAGUCAACUAUAUUCGCGGCAUCCUUAUCUCGUUUGCCAUGUUCCUGUCACGCAUCUUCACCUCCUCCAGUCUGAUUGCCUUUGUCCUGCUGGGGAAUAUCCUGAAUGCCGAGAGGGCCUUCUUCGUCACUGCCUACUAUAAUAUUCUGCGUCGCUCGGUGACCAUGUUCUUCCCGCAGGGAAUCUCCCAGUUUGCUGAGUUGUUGGUUUCUGUACGGCGUUUGGAGACGUUCAUGCAUCGACCGGAGACUCAGGUCAGGGAUAAAUCGAAGAUCGUUAGUCCAAUUUCGAAGGCGGAGUCCCUAAAUGGAGACAGUCCCAAGAGUAAUGGCAUCUCGGAGAACUUGAUCGAGUUCAACCAGUUCCAGGCACGUUGGGAGAGCCAUUCGCUGGACCCUACGCUGGAGGACAUCAACCUGCAGUUGGGACGUCGCAAGCUGGUGGCCGUUAUUGGACCCGUGGGCGCUGGCAAAUCCAGCUUAAUCCAAGCCGUGCUCGGCGAGCUGCCGGCGGAAAGCGGCAACCUGAGGGUCAAUGGCAGUUACUCGUAUGCCGCCCAGGAACCGUGGCUUUUUACGGGCACAGUGCGCCAGAACAUCCUGUUCGGCUUGGAGUGGGACAAGCACCGCUAUCGCACCGUGAUAAAGAAGUGCGCCCUGGAGAGGGACUUUGAACUAUUGCCGUUCGGUGACAAGACGAUCGUGGGCGAACGGGGAGCAUCGCUUUCUGGCGGACAGAAGGCCAGAAUAAGUUUGGCCCGAGCGGUUUACCGAAGAGCUGACAUCUAUCUGCUGGAUGACCCACUCAGUGCUGUGGAUACCCACGUUGGGCGCCACUUGUUCGAUCAGUGUAUGCGCGGUUAUCUAAGAAGCGAGCUCGUGAUCUUAGUCACCCACCAGCUGCAGUUUCUAGAACAAGCCGACCUUAUAGUCAUCAUGGAUAAGGGUCGCAUUAGUGCUAUGGGCACGUACUCAUCGAUGAAGCGCAGUGGACUGGACUUUGCCAAACUAUUGACUUCGCCCAACAAAGAGGAUGAAGCGCUGAAAGAGGGCGAUGGGGCAGGUGGAGAGGGACUUGACCUCUUAAAUGUGCCCUCGCUGAGCAGGAGGGGCAGCAAGAACAGUAAACCGAGCACCAGAAACAACAGCUUCACCUCAUUGAGCUCCAUGGCGGAGUCAAUGGCCCAGGAGGCUUCCACGCAGCUCCAGGAAACGCGAGUGGAGGGCAAGAUUGGGCUGGGAUUGUACAAGGAGUACCUUACAGCGGGCAGCAGCUGGUUCUUGCUCUUCUUCAUGGUCUUUCUCUGCAUGGCCACUCAAAUCCUGAGCUCAGCGGCGGACUACUUCUUAUCCUAUUGGGUGGACAAAAACGUGUACGCUCAGGCAGAUAGUGAAUCGAACCCGGCGGAUAUGUACGUCUUCGCUGCCCUCAAUUUGGCCGUUGUGGUAUUCACCAUCGUGCGCACCAUGCUCUUCUACAAGAUUGCUAUGCGCAGCUCCACGCAGCUGCACAAUGCCAUGUACCAGGGCAUUACGAGGGCUGCGAUGCACUUCUUCAACACGAAUCCCUCGGGACGCAUUCUGAACCGCUUCUCGAAAGACCUGGGCCAGCUGGACGAGGUCCUGCCCACCGUGAUGCUGGAUGUGGUGCAGAUAUUUCUCACCCUACUGGGAAUUAUUGUAGUGAUCUGCAUCACUAAUCCGUACUACCUCAUUUUGACGUUAGUCUUGGCUGUAAUAUUCUACUAUAUCAGGGAGUUUUACCUGAAGACCUCGAGGGAUGUGAAACGUUUGGAGGCGGUGGCCAGGUCACCUAUAUACUCCCACCUAAGCGCCACGAUAAGCGGCUUGCCCACAAUCCGAGCUCUGGGAGCUCAAAAGGAACUCAUUGCGGAAUUCGACAAUCUGCAGGACUUGCACAGUUCCGGAUACUACACAUUUUUGUCGACCAAUCGUGCCUUUGGUUAUUACCUGGAUUGCUUCUGCACGUUGUAUAUUGUGAUCAUCAUUCUCAACUACUUUAUCAACCCACCGAAAAGUUCUGGAGAAGUGGGUUUGGCCAUCACCCAGGCGAUGGGCAUGACUGGCAUGGUGCAGUGGGGCAUGCGGCAGUCGGCGGAGCUGGAGAAUACGAUGACCGCAGUGGAACGAGUGGUGGAGUACGACGAGAUCGAACCGGAGGGCGAGUUCGAGUCCCGCGUGGGCAAAAAACCAUCUCCGAAUUGGCCAGAGAAGGGUGAGAUUGUGGCAGAGGAUCUGUGCCUGCGCUACUUCCCGGAUCCGCAGGCCAAGUACGUGCUGAAGGCCCUCAAUUUCCGUAUCCGACCCAGUGAAAAGGUUGGCAUCGUUGGCCGAACUGGAGCUGGCAAAUCCUCGCUGAUCAACGCCCUAUUCCGACUCUCCUACAACGAGGGCAUCAUCACCAUCGACCAGAGGGACACGGCUGAGAUUGGACUCUUUGACCUGCGCAGCAAGAUAUCCAUCAUACCCCAGGAGCCGGUGCUCUUCUCGGGCAGCAUGCGCUACAACCUGGAUCCCUUCGAGGAGUAUAACGAUGCCAAGCUGUGGGAGGCGUUGGAGGAGGUGAAGUUGAAACCCCUGUUUGCAGAGCUGCCAAGUGGCUUGCAAAGUAAGAUCUCCGAAGGGGGCAGCAAUUUCAGCGUUGGCCAGCGCCAGUUGGUGUGCCUGGCCAGGGCGAUUCUCCGGGAGAAUCGCGUUCUAGUCAUGGACGAGGCGACGGCCAAUGUGGAUCCCCAGACGGAUGCCCUGAUCCAGGCCACCAUAAGAAGCAAAUUCCGGGACUGUACUGUGCUGACCAUUGCCCAUCGCCUGAAUACGAUUAUGGAUUCGGAUCGUGUGCUGGUGAUGGAUGCAGGUCAUCUUGUCGAAUUCGGCUCACCCUACGAGCUUCUCACCUUAAGCGAAUCGAAGAUCUUCCACAGCAUGGUCAUGGAAACUGGACAAAACAGCUUCGACAGCCUGCUCAAAGUUGCCGAAAAGGCGCAUCUGGAUGCAAAGAAACAGAAAUCUGAGUAGAUUGAAGACCACGUUGCACAGGUAUAGGAUAAGUAUGUUAAAAGCCAACAAGGUCUUAAUUUCUGGCUGUAUGUGCCUUCAUAGUUGUACCUAAUCCAGCCAGCUGCAUUUAAGUUAAUUUUCUACUUAAAGUAUUACGCCUUCGAACCUUACAUACUUAUAGGUCUUAAUUCUUAUUGGCUUACUAUAAAAUAAAGUAUCAGCCCCACGAAUUG